Messenger RNA from Fomitopsis serialis, 1479 nucleotides. RefSeq lists its product as uncharacterized. The transcript has 7 exons. The record is from RefSeq and is a predicted model, not a curated record. NCBI's taxonomy places the organism in Eukaryota, Fungi, Basidiomycota, Agaricomycetes, Polyporales, Fomitopsidaceae. The coding region runs from base 1 to 1479 and encodes 492 amino acids.
AUGAGCCAACCGCACUUCGACGCGCUGCAGGAUGUCAAUGUGAAGAUGGAUGCGUGGGAUUCCGACGACCGCAGCUGUUACACCACUUUCAAGGGUAAUAAGGAUCUCGAUGGGAUGUUCGAGGCCACUCUGAGCAAGAUCCUUUUCUGUCUCUUCUCCACGACAUCCAACGCUCUCCUUGCCAUCAUCAUGAGUUUGUUGACCCUUAACGAUGACAUACUCCAUAUCAUCGCCGACAUGCUUUCCGCCGCGGAAUGCCUCCCUCUCUCGUCGGUAUCUCGCGAUCUGCAUGCAAUCUCACGGCAGUAUGUGUUCGCGUCGAUCACUGUUCGUACCGCGGAACAGCUAGUCAAGAUGCACGACCACCUCAUCCAUAACAUCGACAAUCGCCUGAUCUGGCCUCGGGGAUUGACUAUCUAUGGCCCAGCGGAAAUGGCCCCCGCCGGGGAGGCUUCAGCCGUUAAUGCGCUGGUAGGCAUCCUCGAGCACGCACGGGAGUUGAAGGCUCUGGUACUCUUCAAUUGCGAGGAGGCUAUCUGCUGCAAUACGCUGGUCGGAGAGCAUUUGGCUGCACUGCCGAAUCUCUCGGACGUAGGCCUGUGGGACGUCGGCACAAAAACACUCGAUGUCCUACACAAAAUGGCCAGCAGACCGGAGAGACUCAGAGUAUGUCUGUCGCCGGCGAGGCUCGAACAGGAUCGAUUCUUAACACACAUCGCUCGAACACCCGUGCUUAACAACGUCAAGGAGCUCAUGCUCUAUGGAGUCGAUGGAGUCCCUCCGCUGCAGCUUGUUUUGAGUCUUGCCGGAGCCCAUCCACAGGAAGCCUCCCAGCUCACUGACUGGUUGGCGUACACGCCGUGCGACAUCCUCCGCAAGAACUUCCCGAAGUCCACGCUCGAGCACCUCCCCACGCGCGAGAAGUUCAUCUUCCGGUCGAUCCUCUUCAACAAGAGCACCGCGGACGAGAUGCAGCCCUGCGCGAAUCCCACUCGCCGCAGGCUCACGCACAAUUGCACACGAUGCUCGCGCAAGAGCCGAUCAAGGUCCCCGGCGGCGAGCGCGGCGCACGCCGUCAUAAACCGCCGCGCGCGCGCGAGAUGCACUAGCACCCGUAUACGGAUGAGCGGGAAGGCGAAGGUGACGGUGUUCACCGAGCAGGCGACGCGCAGGUACAACGUCGUCGCGGGCGGCGUCAUGAUCGUCCCACGCAAUUACGGGCACUACAUCGAGUAUAUCGGGGACGAACCCAUCGAGAUGCUUGAGAUCUUCAAGGCGCCGAAGUUUGAGGAGUUAUUGUUGAACCAGUGGCUCCCGGUCACCCCGCCGCACCUCGUUCAAGCGCAUCUGACGACCGUCGAAGAAGGUUUUACGAAGGCUCUCGACAAAGGCCACACUCCGAUUCGUGAUGGUAAUGUACCGAGAGACACGGGGCAUGCCGCGCGGAAGGCCACAGGGAAGCCUUCUGCGAAGCUCUGA